Molecule: messenger RNA, 2299 nt
Organism: Frankliniella occidentalis (western flower thrips)
Lineage: Eukaryota; Metazoa; Arthropoda; Insecta; Thysanoptera; Thripidae
Product: gustatory receptor for sugar taste 43a-like
Exons: 5
Coding region: 811-2196 (461 amino acids)
Biological process (GO): sensory perception of taste
Cellular component (GO): dendrite; membrane; axon
Source: RefSeq, a predicted model, not a curated record
GUGGGGAGGUACUAAGACUACUACACCUACCGGGUGUAACUGAGAUUGCGCAACAGUGUUGCGGGAUUGCAUACCCGCCAGGGCUGCAGGGGCCAUGGCGCCUUACGGGCUAACUGGGUAGGCAAACCCGCAACACUGUUGCGCAUUCUCAGUUACACCCGGUACAUAAUUUUGUUCCAUUUAGGUUGAUGAGAAGUUGGGGAUAAGCUGGGAAAAGGUUGAGUAGUAGUUAGGGAAAAGUUGAGAAAAAGUUAAGGAGUUGGGGAAAGAAUGGGAACAUGAUACGGCUCCAGUGCGAACCACCCAGUUUGAAUGUUGCCGAGCGUUGUCGUUACGUCGACGUCGUUUUAUCGUUUUUUAUUUCUUACUGUCACCCCCUCCCCCACCCCCCGUUCCCUUCAAACUGAAAGGUUAGGUGGUAAUAAAAUGAUAGCACUAGAAAAAGAGUGACUAGGAAACGCAGUUAGAGGACGAGAGACCGGAAAGUAAAAAAGAGUGAACAGUGCGGCACUUCAAGCUGUCAAUCCUUCGCUCCCUCUCCUCCUGCCCCUUCCUUACUAUUUCGUCCCAAGUUUGUGGAACCGUAGGCGCCGAUAUUGAUCUCGGCGUGGUCUUUGCACAACACGGGCGGCCCUUUCAGUUCGCCGACGUUAAGCUCAAAUAGACGGGCCGCAGCCACGACGACCGCUGGACUGCACGCAGUGGCGACAUGGAGAGUUUCGAGAGGACGAACGACUGGUGGGUACUAGGUUGUUAUUCCCCCUUUUCACUGCCUUGGCGUCUCUAUCUACCGUCUUAAUUCACUGCAUAAUGCAAUCGAAACCCGAAACUCAACCCUUGCACAGGCUCUGGCCGACAAGCAGGCUGUUCGGACUGCUGCCCAUGUCCCUGCAGAGGUGCCAGUGCGCGGUGCAGCGCCGCCGCCUGCGCCCGCUCGAGCGGCUCUCCGUGCCGGGCGGGCCGCGGUGGGCGCGGUGCUGGUGCCCGCCGCUGGCGCCCUCCCUCGGCUGGCUGCUCUACUCGCUGUCGCUCAUGACCCUGGUGGUGGGCUGGACCGCCUACAAGCUCGUGCACAAGUACGCGGACAUGUCGCUGCUCGACGAGGCCCUGGCCGCCAACGUCACGUCCACGAGCGGCCAGGAGACCACCCGCCUCGUAGGGUUGUUCGACAUGACGACCAUCAGCGUGAUCGCGGCCGUGUGCGUGCUGCAGGCCGCCACGACCCAACACCUAGUGCUGCGCCUCAAUGCCCAGCUCAGGAGGGUGGACAGCCUGCUGGCGCCGAGGGCCUACGCGGUGCCCCGCUGGCUGCUCGUGUUCCUCAUGACCCUCUCGUUCGUCGCGCUGCUGGACCUGUUCUACAAGCUGUGCGACGACGAGCAGUACGCCAUACACACCAUGCCGUCGUACCUGGCGUACAUCAUCACCUACAUGAGGGAGGCCAUGUUCGUCGACGACGUGAGCGGCGUGCGCGCGCGCUUCCGCACCAUCAACGCCGAGCUGACGGACUGCCUCUCCGACUACCCCGCCGCCGAGGUCCACGAGACCGUGGUGAACACGGACAGGAAGAGCCGCGCCAUCGGCCGCCUGGCCACCGCCUACGACCUGCUGUGCCAGUGCGUCGAGUCGGUGGCGCGCCAGCACAGCCUGUUCCUGCUGUGCAACAUGCUGGGGCUGGUGGUCCGCCUCGUCGUCACCACCUACUUCAUCGUCGACCUGGUGCUCGAGUCCGACGCCUUCGCCGAGGUGAGGCCGGAACCGCCGCCGUCGCUGCGCUCCAUGUUCGUCACGAUCCAGGUCCUGUGGCUGGCCUGCCACUUCCUGCGGAUGCUCGCCCUCGUCCAGCCGUGCUCCAGCACCAUCGAGGAGGCACUCCUCACGGGGUCGAUAGUCAGCCGCUCCGUUAGCUACGAGAUGCUCGACGGGCAGAUCUCGGUUCAGCUUAAGUCUCUGUCGAUGCACCUCCUGCACCGCAAGAUAACCGUAAGCGCUUUUGGUGUGUUCGACCUGAGCCUGCCGUUGGUGUGCACCGUGAGUACAGCAAGAGUGGAGAUGUGUGCAACAUUGUUUACUCUGGAUUUGAUAGACUCUCUCUCUCUUCCAGGUGAUGAGCGCCGUCACUACGUACCUUGUAGUGCUCAUACAGCUGAAGCUACCCAGCCCCGUCGCGGCCCCCUAAUAAGGAUGCCAAAAUAAAUUUAAAACAUUCAGACUGCAGUUUUAUCUUCUGACCGCUUUUCUUCUUAUACUUUCUUUUCGUACGGGCUGUACGGAAUAACCAUAAAAAAGAUAAAUAAAU